AUGGAGGAUGCUUCUGAUUCUUCACAAGGGGUUGCUCCAUUAAUUAAUAAUGUAGCUCUCCCAGGCUCUGCGCCGUCUCUUCCUGUAUCAGUGACAGGCUGUAAAAGUCAUCGAGUAGCCAAUAAAAAGGUAGAAGCAAGACGCGAAAAGCUCCUCCCAACAGCUCUUCCUCCUUCUGAGCCGAAAGUAGAUCAGAAACUUCCCAGGAGCUCCGAGAGGCGGGGAAGUGGCGGUGGGACGCGAUUCCCCUCGCGGAGCCGGACAGUGGCAGCUGGAGGAGCGGUGGUCGCGGGCGCAGCGAGGGCGGCGAGAAGCACCCCCCAGGAGGACAGAGCCUCCCUAAGCUCCCUUUGUAUGGAAGGUGGAGAAGUGGCAGUCGGCGUGCUAGCAGGGAAGCGGGGCCGACGCCGGCGGCCGAGGGUCCGGGCGAGCCCGGGCGGACUGGAGAUGCCGUUGCUACAUCGAAAGCCGUUUGUAAGACAGAAGCCGCCCCCGGACCUGCGGCCCGACGAGGAAGUUUUCUACUGUAAAGUCACCAACGAGAUCUUCCGCCGCUAUGAUGACUUUUUUGAACGAACCAUUCUGUGCAACAGCCUUGUGUGGAGUUGUGCUGUGACGGGCAGACCAGGACUGACCUAUCAGGAAGCACUUGAGUCAGAAAAAAAAGCAAGACAGAAUCUUCAGAGUUUUCCAGAACCACUAAUUAUUCCAGUUUUAUACUUGACCAACCUUACCCAUCGUUCACGCUUACAUGAAAUUUGUGAUGAUAUCUUUGCGUAUGUCAAGGACCGAUAUUUUGUUGAAGAAACUGUUGAAGUCAUUAGGAACAAUGGUGCAAGAUUACAGUGUAGGAUUUUGGAAGUCCUCCCUCCAUCACAUCAAAAUGGUCUUGCUAAUGGGCACGUCAGCAAUGUAGAUGGAGAAACUAUUAUCAUCAGUGAUAGUGAUGAUUCAGAAACACAAAACAGUUCUUUUCAAAAUGGAAAGAAGAAAGAUGCAAUUGAUCCCUUGUUAUUCAAAUACAAGGUACAGCCCACUAAAAAAGAAUUAUAUGAGUCUGCUGUUGUUAAAGCAACACAAAUCAGCCGGAGAAAACACCUGUUUUCUCGGGAUAAAUUAAAGCUUUUUCUGAAGCAACACUGUGAACCACAAGACGGAGUCAUUAAAAUUAAGGCCUCAUCUCUUUCGACAUAUAAAAUAGAAGAACAGGAUUUUUCUUAUUUCUUCCCUGAUGACCCACCUGCGUUUCUCUUUAGUCCUGCUAGCAGACGAAGAGGAAGACCUCCCAAACGAAUAUCUGUUAGUCAGGAAAGAGAGAAGCUACGUGAAGAAAAGCGAAAAUACAUGGAACACUUAAAGCAGUGGAGUAAACCUAGAGAAGAUAUGGAAUGUGAUGAUCUUAAGGCACUUCCAGAACCAACUCCAGUGAAAACUAGACUACCUCCUGAAAUCUUUGGUGAUGCGCUGAUGGUUUUGGAGUUCCUUCAUGCAUUUGGAGAACUUUUUGAUCUUCAAGAUGAGUUUCCUGAGGGAGUAACCCUAGAAGUGUUAGAGGAAGCUCUUGUAGGAAAUGACAGUGAAGGCCCACUAUGUGAAUUGCUUUUUUUCUUCCUGACUGCCAUCUUCCAGGCGAUAGCUGAAGAAGAAGAGGAAGUAGCCAAAGAGCAAAUAACUGAUGCUGACACCAAAGAUUUAACAGAGGCUUUGGAUGAAGAUGCAGACCCCACAAAAUCUGCACUGUCUGCAGUUGCAUCUUUGGCAGCUGCAUGGCCACAGUUACACCAGGGCUGCAGUUUGAAAAGCUUGGAUCUUGAUAGCUGCACUCUUUCUGAAAUUCUCAGACUGCACAUCUUAGCUUCAGGAGCUGAUGUAACAUCAGCAAAUGCAAAGUACAGAUAUCAAAAACGAGGAGGAUUUGAUGCUACAGAUGAUGCUUGUAUGGAGCUUCGCUUGAGCAAUCCCAGUCUAGUGAAGAAGCUGUCAAGCACUUCAGUGUAUGAUUUGACACCAGAGGAAAAAAUGAAGAUACUUCAUGCUCUCUGUGGGAAGCUACUGACUCUAGUUUCUACAAGGGAUUUCAUUGAAGACUAUGUUGAUAUAUUACGACAGGCAAAGCAGGAGUUUCGAGAGUUAAAAGCAGAACAACAUCGAAAAGAGAGGGAAGAAGCAGCUGCCAGAAUUCGUAAAAGAAAGGAAGAAAAACUUAAGGAGCAAGAACAAAAACUGAAAGAGAAACUAGAAAAACUAAAGGAAGACAAGCGAAGAAAUUCAACUGCAGAUGUAUCUGUCGGGGAAGAAGAAAAAGAAUAUUUUGACACUAGCACUGAGAGCAAAGAAAUAGAGCAAAAGGAACUAGAUCAAGAUAUGGUCACUGAAGAUGAAGACGACCCAGGAUCACAUAAAAGAAGCAGAAGGGGGAAAAGGGCACAAAAUGGAUUUAAAGAAUUUACAAGGCAAGAAGAGACCAACUGUGUAACAAUAGAGCCUUUUACUGCUGUUGAGGAAGAAGCUUUGAAACAGGAACACUGUCGAAAAGAGAAAGAACUCUUAGAGAAAAUUCAGAGUGCCAUAGCCUGUACCAAUAUCUUUCCUUUGGGCCGUGACCGCAUGUAUAGGCGAUACUGGAUUUUCCCUUCUAUUCCUGGAUUGUUCAUUGAAGAGGAUUAUUCUGGCCUCACUGAAGAUAUGCUGUUGCCUCGCCCUUCAUCAUUUCAGAACAAUGCACAGUCUCAUGAGUCUCAGGUAUCCACUAAAACUGAAGAGUCUGAAUCUACCUCCACCAUUGAGCAAGGUCCAUGUAAUGACUCUGUGCGGCUGCCAAAACCAGUGCAUAAGCCAAAUCGAUGGUGCUUUUAUAGUUCUUGUGAACAGCUAGACCAGCUUAUCGAAGCUCUUAAUUCUAGAGGAUAUAGAGAAAGUGCCUUAAAGGAAACUUUAUUACAAGAGAAAAGCAGAAUAUGUGCACAGCUAGCUCAUUUUUCUGAAGAGAAAUUUCAUUUUUCAGACAAAUCUCAAACUGAUAGCAAACCUGUGUGUAGUCGGGGAAGAUCUUCCAGUUCAUAUGAUACAUCGCAGAUGUCUGCAGAAAGGCAGCUUGAGUUGAGGCUUAGAGAUUUUCUUUUGGACAUUGAAGACAGAAUCUACCAAGGAACAUUAGGGGCAGUCAAGGUUACAGAUCGACACAUCUGGAGAUCAGCCUUAGAAAGUGGACGGUAUGAGCUGUUAAGUGAGGAAAACAAGGAAAAUGGGAUCAUUAAAACUGUGAAUGAAGAUAUAGAAGAGAUGGAAAUCGAUUCACAAGCAAAGGUCAUAGUGAAAGACAGACUUUUGGGGAUAAAAACAGAAACUCCAAGUACCGUCUCAACUAGUGCAAGUACACCGCAGUCAGUGAGCAACGUGGUUCAUUAUCUGGCAAUGGCACUGUUUCAAAUAGAGCAGGGCAUUGAGAGGCGUUUUCUAAAAUCUCCACUUGAUGCCAGUGAUAGUGGGCGUUCUUAUAAAACAGUCCUGGACCGUUGGAGAGAGUCUCUCCUUUCUUCUGCUAGUCUAUCCCAAGUCUUUCUUCACCUCUCCACCUUGGAUCGUAGUGUCAUAUGGUCUAAAUCUAUACUGAAUGCUCGCUGCAAGAUAUGCCGAAAAAAGGGUGAUGCUGAAAGCAUGGUACUUUGUGAUGGCUGUGACCGAGGUCAUCAUACCUAUUGUGUUCGACCAAAGCUCAAGACUGUUCCUGAAGGAGAUUGGUUUUGUCCAGAAUGUCGGCCAAAGCAGCGUUCUAGACGACUCUCCUCUAGACAGAGACCAUCUUUGGAAAGUGAUGAAGAGAUGGAAGACCAUAUGGAAGGUGAAGAUGAUGAAGUUGAUGAUGAUGAAGAAGAGAGUCAAAGUGAGGAGGAAGAGUAUGGGGUAGAACAAGAUGAAUAUGACUCUCAAGAAGAAGAAGAAAUCAGCCAACCAAAACGAGGAAGACCACAAGUUAAUCUGCCAAUUAAAACAAGAGGGAGACUUAACUCUUCUUUCUCAAGCCGUGGCCAGCGGCACAAUCCUGGGAGAUACAUGUCAAGGAGUCAGCAGAAUACACCCAAAACAAUUGUUUCCUCUAAGACUACUUCUACUGGUAGAAGCUUAAGAAAGAUCAAAUCUGCUCCUCCUACAGGAACUAAAUCUUUAAGAAUUGCCAGUCGCACUACUCGCCAGAGUCAUGGCCCACUGCAAACAGAUGUAUUUGUAGAACUACUUAGUCCUCAUAGAAAACGCAGAAGCAAGAAAAGUGUUACUGAUACACCAGAAAAUAGUCCCAACUUCCCUAACUUCAGAGUCAUUGCCACAAAGUCAAGUGAACCGUCAAGAUCUUUAAACGUUGAUCCACAUCUUUCUCUCCAAGAUAGUGAAUCCAGAAGAAGAGGCAGAAAAAGACAGUGUACAGAAUCAUCCCCUGUAACACUGAAUCGAAGGAGUUCAGGUCGACAGGGAGGAGUUCAUGAAUUGUCAGCUUUUGAACAGCUUAUUGUUGAAUUGGUACGGCAUGAUGACAGUUGGCCUUUUUUGAAACUGGUUUCUAAAAUUCAGGUCCCAGAUUAUUAUGACAUCAUCAAAAACCCUAUUGCCUUAAAUAUAAUUCGUGAGAAAGUAAACAAAUGUGAAUAUAAAUUAGCAUCUGAGUUUAUUGAUGAUAUUGAGUUAAUGUUUUCGAACUGCUUUGAGUACAACCCUCGUAACACAAGUGAGGCAAAAGCUGGAACUAGGCUUCAAGCAUUUUUUCAUAUUCAGGCUCAAAAGCUUGGACUCCACGUCACAUCUGGUAAUGUGGAUCAGGUUAGCAUACCACCAACUGCAAAAAAGUCACGAAUCUAAUUUCUCUUAAAGGAUAUGUUUAACAAGGGAAAACAAAUUGUUUGUGAAAAUGGAACAUUAAAUCAUGCUCUAAAGCAAACAUGUAUACAGCAAUAACAACUGAUUGACCACACUGAAGUGUGGCCUGCACUAUAUUCUCAAUUUUAAUAUUAAGCACUCAGGAGAAUGUAGGAAAGAUUUCCUUUGCUACAAUUUUGCUCAGUAUCUAAUAAGUUUAAUAGAUGUAUUAGAUACAGUACUGGUUUACAGAGGUUUUUGUACAUUUUUUAGAUCAUUCAUGUGUCCGUAUAGCUUGGAAAAUAUUUUUUCACCUGUGAUUUAUUUUGUCAUUGAUAUUUUUUUAGAAUUGUGACAUUAAGAAAUAUUUAUCUACACAGAUGAAUCUUCUGCCAUAUGACAAUUUAGAAAAAUGUGUGUAUGUCUAAGAAUUGUUUAAGGAGCACAUUGUUUCAACACUACACAUGAAUGAAUCCAAUUUUAUAUCAUUUAAGUUCUGUACCAGUAUUGGCUGGAGGUAUUAAGUCUGAGUUUAUUAAUUAGAUAUUUAUUUAGCAUUCAGAGUAAUUUGUGAAUUUGUUUUGUAUUUAUAAAAUUUGUACCUGGAAAAUGUUCUUUAAUUUUUUAAACAUACUGUGUUUUGUUUUAUUUCCUUAAUGAUCAAUCAUAAAAAGAUAACACCUUCCUUUUCCCUAACAAUUCUUUCAGUUUCACAGAAUUGUAAUAUAAGUUUCUAUGUACAACUUUAUAAGUGUACAAAUAAAAUAAUACUUUUUUUUUCAAA
Orycteropus afer afer is the source of this 5632-nucleotide messenger RNA. RefSeq names its product bromodomain adjacent to zinc finger domain 1A (gene BAZ1A). Gene Ontology annotation, molecular function: protein binding. Gene Ontology annotation, biological process: chromatin remodeling. The record is from RefSeq and is a predicted model, not a curated record. NCBI's taxonomy places the organism in Eukaryota, Metazoa, Chordata, Mammalia, Tubulidentata, Orycteropodidae.